CAACUGUUCUGGGCAUUCACGCACUAUUCUGUUCCACUCGCUCACAAACUCAUUUCGCAGAUCCAUUGGCGAUCUUGCAUCUCCGGUCGGAGGUGCUACAACAACGUCUUCUCAGAUUUACCUCUCUCGGGGAGUAGCCGGGACAAGGUCCACACCAGCGCUUCCUCAUACCGACCGUAGUACUGCCUCCGUCGCAUCGUAUUUUGAGUCUCCUCAUCACCACUCUCUAAGUCUGUCUCCGCCUCCAACGCCGCCAUCCUCAGCUGGCAGGGUUUCUCGCCUUUCUGAUCCCGCAAAUCAUACGCUGAUGAGCUUGAGAGAGUCUCGUCGAGAGGCCAUAGAUGCCGGGUGUUCGCCGCCUCACGCUGAGACACCGGCAAGCAGUCGUGCAGAGGCUUCAUCGUCACAUACCAAACGAUCCGACGUUCUGCGCCAUGUGUUCCCACGCUCGCAUCUUGCGCGGAACUCAUUUGCCACGUCCGGGAUCGCUUCACGGGUGGUAAAACUGUCCCACAAAAAUGGUCCGCCCCUAUCACCGGCCCGGCGUUCCAAGCCUCGUGUAGCGUUUCAUAGAGCCUUGACCUCGUUCUUCAAUACGGGCCAUACCGCAAUUACUGUACCAAUACCACACGACCCUAACAAUUCAGCCUCAUCAAGCAUUCGCUCCAGAACCAACUCAAACUCACUUCAUGGCUCCAUGCCUAGCCUAGAGUUUGUGUCUUCCGGGGCCUUUAUAUUCAGCGGUCCUAGCCUCAGAUCGCGAUCUGGCUCCUUCAACAACUCGACACCUCGUUUACCCAGCCUCAGAGAGGAUAGCGAAGACUUCAACAUGCUCCAUCGUGUACACUUCGACACAUUUUCUUUCGAUGACAUAGCUGUAGUUCAUUCAUUGAGCGAUGAAAGCUCUGCAGCUCCAAGCGCGAACCGGUCGCUACUUUCUAGUGCUCUGGCUGCUGUAUUCAUUACUUAUCUUGAUGGAGCCAGCCUCGAAGCGCUGAGAUCAACCUGCAAAGAAUGGCGUGCGGCAAUCGACCGUAACACUCCAUCUCGUCAAACUGCUUCACAUUGCCUGCCAACCGAGAUCCUUCAUAAUGUCUUCAGGUACCUGGGUCCAAGAAGCUUCAACGCUGCACGACAUACUUGCCGUCAUUGGAUGCGUGCGAGCCUGGACCGGAAGUUGCUGCGCACUAUGCUCGAGCGAGGUGGUUGGCUGAGUUAUGUGGAGAACCUCCAUACAGCAAAUCUGGCGGACCACCAACCGACCCCCUCCAAUGCAAGCAACCUGUGGUCUCUCAGUCGCAUGUUGUCGCGCGAAUGCUCUCUGAGUUUUGAAUGGACCGGAAGCGGAGUUCCCGCUAAGAAUCGGCAAGACUCUGGUGUCUUCGCAGAAGUCUCUCAUACAGAUUUCACAGACCUUGCCGGUGGUCAUUCAGGAUCCGAAGCACGGGGAAGCGCAGGGCUAGUUUUUACCACCAGCCGCUGCGGACUAUACGUGCUUGUGGGCCGCGAAACGAUCAUGUACGUAUAUCAUGUACAGGGCAGCAGCCUUGAACCAGUGACCAGCAUCGUUUGUCCUCGCAGAGUUCUAGCGAUGAGUAUGGACAUAUCCUACGGUAGGAAUGCGGUGGCUGCCUUGCUCGAAGGGCGGAUGGGUAUGGUCUGUGAGCUGCAUUUAGGCUGGGAUCUAAGCAACGACCCUCCAGGAGAAAUACUGGUAAGGGGAAACAACAGUUUAUAUGAGACGACGGCUAGAGGCGCUUCUAUCCACUCUAGCCAAACUAAAAAUUUCGAAACUGGCAUCAAUACUGCUGAUCGAUGUUCAAGAUUUGCCGCGCGUCCGGACUCACAGAUACCCUACAUUGAGUCGGUAGACGUUAAGUCGAAUCACCAAGCAACGUCACUUCAUGCAAUGCAUGACCAACGGAUGCAUGCGCAAAAUUACAUCAACCAUACUACAAAUCUGAACCUUCAGGGGCCGCGUCACAAUGCUUCCUUCACAAGCAUAUCAGACUAUGACCAGGGCAGUUGCACGCUACCGGUUGAGGAUGGCACCUCUACGUUUUACCGCCAUCUUUGUUCUGAAGAUGACCCUCCUCGUAGUGUUUCUAUCUGCCCUCAGCAUCAUUGCGUCGCAUUCGGCUGUGCGGCUGGUAUAGAGCUGCAUUGGAUCGAUGCUCUUACUGGACAAAGUUUGAGCCGCUGGUUCCCACUUACCGCACCGUCUGAUUAUCUACACUUUCUCGCACCACGUCCUGGCUUUGAUUCUGCAAAGAAAUUGCGUCUCAUCUCCAGCGCGGCUCGCCCUAACGACAAGCCAGGCAUAAGACGAAAGUUCUUCUUCGAACACCCCAAUGUCAGCUCUUUCUGGGGAUCUUUCGGAUUUCAAAACCACCCACGACGACUGGGCUCACCCCACAUCGACCACUACCAUGCGGUGCCGCUAAGCGACGGCCACCAUAUUCUCUUCAUUGACCCGAAAACCGAAAAGCUGUUCUUGGGCUGCGAUGCACCGUUAGGCGGCCCAAUGAAACUUCUUCGAAAAGUGAUGUUUCUACCGCCGUGCGUGGGCAGCCAGGCUCCGCGUCUCUACACAGCCGCUUUCGACAUGUCACUGGGUGCGCGUGUUGUUGUGGUCUUUGACGACACUUUAGUACUUUACAGCAUCCCACCCGAUGUGUAUCACUGGCUGAAUUGGUGGGAUGAGCCGUCACCUUCUGAGAGAGCGGGUAACAGUACUAUCUGGCCGGUCGCUAUUCGCGGACAGGAGAUUGGGAAGCUCCAGGGCGUGUCCGAAUUAGCGAUACAUACGGAGCCGGACAUCACAAUCUGGGGGUUCACAUUGGAUGCGCAGUGCAAGACCUGGCAAAUGAGAAACCACGCGGAUCCGAUUAUACACUGUCGCUACUACAUCUGUCGAGGCGGUGCCGUUCACGAGGUAUAUCUAACCGGAAAGCCGGGUCGAGCAGUAGCAACCCACGCAAGUUCUGCAUCCUUUGGUUCCCGUUCGCCUGUAACCUCGCGGAUCGCCUCACCAGAUUUCAUCGCGUACGGCCCGGAGCGCCCUGUCGGCUUCGAUGGCCACUGUUCGCAAACCCUUCAUGCACCUAAUCACGGCUCUAGUACCUACAGCGAACCACGACCCGUUAAAAGACUACCUGGGGCUAUGAACGUAAAGAAUGACGAAUGGGUGGAUUUCCUAGACGUGCGUGGCGGCGAUGCGUGGUUUGAGGAGAAUGGAGACGUAAUGAUGGUACGUUCUUGUCAUCCUGAUGACUAUAUCGAGAUGGGUGGACUCCUGACGAGCUGCAUAGCUGCCGUGGGAUGCGCACGUUGGCGGUAUGGAGCUGGACGCGGAGAUUGA
Messenger RNA from Paraphaeosphaeria sporulosa, 3361 nucleotides. RefSeq lists its product as uncharacterized. Gene Ontology annotation, molecular function: protein binding. The transcript has 10 exons. The record is from RefSeq and is a predicted model, not a curated record. NCBI's taxonomy places the organism in Eukaryota, Fungi, Ascomycota, Dothideomycetes, Pleosporales, Didymosphaeriaceae. Bases 308 to 3361 code for a protein of 1017 amino acids.